AUGCCGUCCCCGACGUCCUGCCUCCUCCUGAACCCCUCCAAACCCUCCUCCUUCCGCCGACUCUCGGCCCCGGCCCCGCACCUCCACGCCCGCCGGUUCCAUGUCUCCUGCGACGCGCCGCGGGGCAGCGGCAGGAGUGGCGGCGGGAGGCGCGAGGCCAUCCCCACCGGUGCCAGCAAGGCCAAGAAGCAGAUCGUCUUCUUCGACGCCGCCCCUCCGGUGUCGCAGGAAGGCGGGGCCGCCGUGGAGAAGGCGGGGGGUGAGAAGCCGACGACCAAGGUGGGCAGCGGCAACGCGGCGCUGGCGUUGGUGAGGAGGGCGACCAAGAGGACGCUCGCGGUGCUGUCCAACCUCCCGCUCGCCAUCUCCGAGAUGUUCGCCAUUGCCGCCCUCAUGGCUCUAGGAACGGUCAUUGACCAGGGAGAGGCGCCGAGCUACUACUUCGAGAAGUUCCCCGAGGACAACCCUGUCUUCGGCUUCAUCACGUGGAGGUGGAUCCUCACCCCCGGGUUCGACCACAUGUUCUCCUCGCCGGUCUUCCUCGGCCUCCUCGCGCUCCUCGCGACGUCCCUCAUGGCGUGCACCUACACGACCCAGCUCCCCAUGGUCAAGGUCGCAAGAAGAUGGUCGUUCACACAUUCCGGAGAAAGAAUACGGAAGCAGGAAUUUGCAGACUCUCUUCCUCGAGCAUCCAUUCAGGAUUUGGGAGUCAUCUUGAUGGGUGCUGGAUAUGAGGUAUUCACCAAGGGGCCAUCUUUGUAUGCUUUCAAAGGGCUGGCUGGUCGGUAUGCGCCUAUCGGCGUGCACUUGGCGAUGCUCUUCAUCAUGGCUGGCGCCACGCUAAGUGCGACAGGAAGCUUCAAAGGCUCCGUGGAUGUGCCUCAAGGGCUGAACUUUGUUAUAGGAGAUGUGAUGAAACCUAGAGGGGUCUCUCUGUUGCACCGGAUGUUUUCAAUACUGAAGUCCAUGUCAACCGGUUCUACAUGGAGUACUAUGACAGUGGAGAGAUCAAUGCUUGCUCGAGAUUUGCAGUCUAUCGUGUUGUAUGAUCAAGAGGGUAAGUUUGUAGGGGUCCGUCGGCCAAGCUCGAAACUGCCUAUUGAGAUCAAUGGCAAUGAAAUACUCAUUGAAGAUGCUAUUGGCAGUACUGGACUGGAUCUUAAGACUGACCCAGGAGUUCCUAUUGUUUACGCUGGUUUUGGUGCGCUUAUGUUAACGACCUGCAUUAGCUAUCUUUCACAUUCUCAGAUAUGGGCAUUGCAAGAUGGAAGUACAGUAGUCGUUGGAGGGAAGACAAAUCGAGCCAAACUUGAAUUUUCUGAAGAGAUGAACCGGCUACUUGAUAAAGUACCAGAGCUGAUCAGUGCCGAUGAGAAUGUACUAAAUACCAAAUCGACUGCUACAUGA
Messenger RNA from Miscanthus lutarioriparius, 1407 nucleotides. The record is from the annotation of a GenBank genome assembly. Lineage: Eukaryota; Viridiplantae; Streptophyta; Magnoliopsida; Poales; Poaceae.